Messenger RNA from Vicia villosa (hairy vetch), 2320 nucleotides. Its product is annotated as calcium-dependent protein kinase 24-like. Bases 469 to 2181 code for a protein of 570 amino acids. The record is from RefSeq and is a predicted model, not a curated record. NCBI's taxonomy places the organism in Eukaryota, Viridiplantae, Streptophyta, Magnoliopsida, Fabales, Fabaceae. Gene Ontology annotation, molecular function: calmodulin binding; calcium/calmodulin-dependent protein kinase activity; calcium ion binding. The transcript has 7 exons. Gene Ontology annotation, cellular component: nucleus; cytoplasm. Gene Ontology annotation, biological process: protein autophosphorylation; intracellular signal transduction; peptidyl-serine phosphorylation.
CUCUCUCUCUCUCUCUCUCUCUCAAGAUCAAGACUUUCUCUUAAAACACUUUCAAUCAAGAUCAAGACUUUCUAUUCCUAAACACUUCCAAUCCGAAUCUUUAAACCGAAAAUCGAACAAUUUCUUCCCUACUACCUCGGACUCUGUCUCCUAUCUGUCACACGCAGUUUCUUAUUUUCUCUUCACACUUGUUUACACCUUCCAAUCAUAUCUCAAUGAAACUUUCCAAAUUGACACUUUCAAAAUCAAUACCAAAAUCACCCAAUUUCCAUAAUGAGAAUGUUUGUUUCGAUCCAUCACACAAUUCCACACUCUCCAUUACUCAUCACAUUUUUUCUUUCCUUCUUUACUCACACUCCAUGAUUUCUCUCAUCAUAUUCAUCAUUCAUCAUCACCUUAAAUAGAAACAAACCCUUUUCUCAUUCUCUAUUUUCCACUCAAAACAAGCACUUUCUUCUACUCCAAGAUAUGGGAAACAACUGUGUUGGAUCCAGAAAAACCUCCAAAGAUGAAUUCAUCUUUCCAUCUAUUAAUCUUCUUCCAGCUUCAUGGUCAUGGUCUCACUCCGUUCAGCAACACCCACCACCCGUUUGCAAAAUCGACAACAAAGACUCACAGCCAGUUAUCAUGUUCAAGAAACAUGAACAUGCUAGACCAACCAAUCCAAAACCUAUGAUGAUGUUGCCGAAUAUUAAGAGGGUACCGCCAAAAAGUGCUGGACUUAAAGCAGAGUCAGUUUUGCUAACAAACUCUGGUUGUUUUAGUGAGUAUUAUGAGUUGGGAGAUGAACUUGGGAAAGGGCAAUAUGGUGUAACUUCGCUUUGUUUCGAGAAAGCGACUGGGAAAAGAUAUGCAUGCAAGUGUAUUCCUAAGGUGAAGUUGGUGAAAGGAGAUGAUUUGGAGGAUGUGAGGAGGGAGAUUCAGAUAAUGCAUCACUUGGUUGGGAGUUCGAAUGUGGUAUCGAUUAAAGGGGCUUAUGAGGAUUCGGCUGUUGUUUAUAUUGUUAUGGAGUUAUGUGAAGGGGGUGAGUUGUUUGAUAGGAUUGUUCAAAGGGAUCAUUAUACUGAGAGAAAAGCAGCUAAACUUGCUAGGACUAUUGUUAGUAUAGUUGAGUCUUGUCACUCGCUUGGAGUAAUGCAUCGUGAUCUUAAACCGGAGAAUUUUCUUUUUGUUGAUGGAGAUGAAGAUUCAACUCUUAAGGCAAUUGAUUUUGGAAUGUCUGUUUUCUUCAAACCAGGAGAAAAGUUUAGUGAUGUAGUAGGAAGUGCUUAUUAUAUUGCACCCGAGAUUCUCAGAGAGUGCUAUGGUCCAGAAGCUGAUGUCUGGAGUGCUGGUGUGAUCAUAUAUCUUCUCCUUUGUGGAACAGCUCCCUUUUAUGGUGAAAUAGAUGAAGAGAUAUUUCAUGAGGUUUUGCAUGGUAAACUUGAUUUCUCUUCGGAUCCUUGGCCAAGUAUCUCUGAAAGUGCAAAAGACUUGGUUAAGAAGAUGCUUGUUAGAGAUCCUAGUAAAAGGAUAACGGCACAUGAAGUUCUUUGCCACCCUUGGAUUCAGGUUGAUGGAGUUGCUCCAGACAAGCCUCUUGAUUCCGCAGUUUUGAGUCGUCUAAAGCAAUUUUCUGCUAUGAACAAGCUCAAGAAAAUGGCUCUUAGAGUUAUUGCUGAGAAUCUCUCUGAAGAAGAAAUUUCUGGGUUGAAAGAAUUGUUUAAGAUGAUAGACACUGACAACACUGGUCAAAUUACUUUCGAAAAACUCAAGGCUGGACUAAAAAUGUUCGGCGCUAAUCUCAAUGAAUUUGAGAUUUUUGAUCUAUUGAAUGCUGCAGAUGUAGAUAAUAGUGGCACAAUUGACUAUGGAGAAUUCAUAGCUGCAACAUUGCAUUUUAACAAAGUUGGUAGGGAAGAUAAUUUAGUUACAGCUUUUUCAUAUUUUGAUAAAGAUGGAAGUGGCUACAUCACUCAAGAUGAGCUUCAAAAAGUUUGUAAAGAAUUUGGCAUGGAAGAUGUCCACUUAGAGGAAAUGAUCCAAGAAGCUGAUCAAAAUAAUGAUGGACAAAUAGACUACAACGAAUUUGUUGCUAUGAUGCUGAGAGGCAACGUAGAUUUAGGCAAUACUGGUUCAAAGUGUAGAAGCACUAGCUUUAACAUUGGAUUAAGGAAGAUAGAGGCGCAAUCAGUAUGUUAAGAAAAAGUGGUGUAUUUUUUUUUUCUCUUCCUUUAGAAAGUUAAUUAUCAUUUCCUUUGGUGUAGUGAAUUACGUUUCUUUUCGAAAAUAUCUUAGUAAUAAACUAUCCUUAUUUAAAAAAUUUGAUAGAUUUGGUUCA